Molecule: messenger RNA, 1595 nt
Organism: Symsagittifera roscoffensis
Lineage: Eukaryota; Metazoa; Xenacoelomorpha; Acoela; Convolutidae
Exons: 8
Coding region: 369-1595 (408 amino acids)
Source: RefSeq, a predicted model, not a curated record
ACAUAAAAACAAUAAAAGAUAUUUUGAAAAAUGCGGUAUACAAAAUUUCUUUGGGAUUUUAUGGCCCGUGAUUCGAAUUAAAAAACAUUUUUGUCGCCUCGUCUUGAACAGAUGACAACCAGCCAAUUCGACCAACAGUUUAUGACUCGCUUAAUCCACUUGUAAGCAAUCAACAUCAACAACACCAACAACGACAACAAUUUCCAAACAGUUUGACGAACUCACAAACCGGGAAUCUUAACCCAAAGAGCAGAGGGUUUCUGGAAAGUGGAAAUAGCAUUGAACAAGACCAUAAUUCAACAGGGUUUUAUUGUAACAUUAGUGAUCCAGUUAAUGAUAGUAACAACCCAAACUCCCAGCUUCAAACCAUGUCGAAUCAACUUACAAUGUACAAUAAUAGCAUGAAUGGAAAUAUACACGGAAAUCAUGCACAAAACGCUAUUCAAUCCCAAAUUGAAACGCCUGAAAUUGGCUUAGCAUUGGAUGAUUUAAACUCGCAAAACCCUCCAGCCAAUAAGCGACCAAGAGUUCAACAAACUCUCGAAGAAAAUGAAAGACAUUUAAUGUACAGCAAGGUUUUAACGACGAGUGUUAAUAAUAUCAAACAGAGUCAUUUUUCAUACGGGGGUUCGGAAUUGCAAUAUAACGAGAACAAUCACGGGCGAAAUAACUUCAGUGGUCAAAGAGACGCUGGUUCGCGUGACGGAUUGUUCGAUGGAGCAAUUUUCCGAAAUGAAGUGAUUCAGAAGAAGAAUAAAGGAAGUGUUUUGGAUUGUGUGGAGAAGGUCCCCCCUUUGAAAAGCAGAGUGGAGGUGAAAACUGGAGCUGCAGCUGUCAAAAACAGAGAGGUCUACAAUGGACAUGUCCAUGAUCAUGGACCCGGCCAUGACGGGAGCAGAAGGCGUGUGCUGAUUGUGCCCCACAACAAGCUGGACGAGGGCGUGUCAGAAGUGAAGUUUUGGUACCCAUGGCUCAAAUCACAAAUACACAAAAAGGCCAACAUUGAGUGCCAAGUUUGCGACAUGCCAGAUCCACAUCUCGGCCGCGAGGUGUUCUGGAUUCCGCAUUUAUCUGAAGACCUUCACGUUGACAGACACUGUGUGUUGAUUGGACACGGCUUAGGAGCCAGCUGCGCUUUGAGAUGGGCGGAGGAUAAUGAGGUUGCAGCUGUGGUGUUAAUAGACGGAGGAUACCAACAUCACGAAGAUGCUCACUUGAAGGCCGCAUACUACUUUGAUCGCGAUUGGGACUGGGAUCAAAUCAGAGCCAACUGUCCCCAUAUUCUGGCAUACACAUCUCACUACCCCCCGUCACAAUUAACCCCCUCAAAUCAGCCAGGAGGGGGAGGGGUAGAUGAACAUUUAAACAGUGGUGGUGAAACUAACGAUGAUCUGAGAGACCCGAAAUGUGAAAUCCAAAAUUUGGAUGAUUUGUUAAACGAACAGCAGAUAGCCCCCUUUGAGGAUCAACAGUGGCUGUGUGAUCAGCUAGGGGUGAAUUUGCAGUACUUACAAGGAAGUAGCUUCAAAAUAUCCCUCGAAGAAACUUUGGACGAAGUUUUGAACUUUAUUGAACGAUCAAAUGUUGAGAAUUAG